Molecule: messenger RNA, 1186 nt
Organism: Notothenia coriiceps (black rockcod)
Lineage: Eukaryota; Metazoa; Chordata; Actinopteri; Perciformes; Nototheniidae
Product: butyrophilin-like protein 10
Exons: 4
Biological process (GO): T cell receptor signaling pathway; regulation of cytokine production
Cellular component (GO): external side of plasma membrane
Molecular function (GO): signaling receptor binding
Source: RefSeq, a predicted model, not a curated record
ACAGACAGUUUGGUUCACUUCGGGGUUUUCGUGCUGGGCUUCUCUUGGACUUUCUGGAGCUUCACGGCAGGUCACACAGAGGAUGAAGGGCGUCAUCUGAUUGGACCACGACAGCCAAUCGAGGCCUCUGAGGGCGAUGACGUAAUCCUCCCGUGUUCUGUGUCGCACGACUACAACGUUGAGGGUCUGACGGUGGAGUGGUCCCUUCCCGACCUGAAGCCCGACCCCUCGGACCGCCUCAGCCGGGUCGACUACGUCUUUGUGUACCGGAGGAGGAAAGAGGAAGUGGACAUGAAGCUGCAGAAGUUCGUCGGGAGGACGGAGCUGUUCGAGGACGAGCUGAAGGUCGGAAACAUCUCGUUAAAGAUCAGCAACGUGACGCUCGCUGACACCGGAAAAUACCGAUGUUUCAUCCCAAAGUUAGAGGGCGGCGUGAAGGAGGCGGUCGUACGACUCGUUGUUGAACCCAGAGCCAACAGCACGUUGACGACAGAAACACAAACAAAUUCGCAAACUCCAGAUCCAAACCAAGAGACGGAUGUUAAAGUUGGUCAGCCUGAACUACGGAUCCUGGUUCUCUCCGUCUGCAUCGUACUUGUUAUGGCAGUUGUUGGGUUAGGAGUUACAUAUUUCCUUUUAAAACGAUGUGUACGUGAGAAGGAAACCAAACGUUGUAUCAUUUGAUGAAACCAAUUCCUGCUGCUCAAAGUGGAUUUGAAGAAGGAAUCUAGAAGACACUCUAAAGCAGAACAGACGACCAGUCACUACAUUAGAGGACAUCGACUUCAUGGCAGCGCUGCUCUAAGUGCGUUUAACUUUAUUCCACUGACAGACAAAAGGAAUGAUAUUUGUAAUGGGUUUGUUUUUUUGCCCUCAAACCUUUAUUUAUUGUCCCUCGUCCUCUUCUUGCCUGAAGGAGUGUACUUUACAAUUAUACAUGUUUGUUUUUUUACUAUAUUGUCCCACAGAACAGCGAUGCCUGUUGCACUGAAUGAUUGUGGGUUCAAACGUCCUCGUCUAACAAGUUGUUGCACUUAAACUAAAUUGAAUCAGGUUGCACCUCACCAAGUACUUCUAAAGUAGGGUUUAGCAUUCAACGCUAGCUUCUGUUAAACAUAGCUUGCUAAAAUCUCACCUGUGGACGUAUGCAAUACUAUAUCUGCCUGUUUGAUUGGUGUUUAUUAAC